GGGCUCAGACUUACAGCUCAGAGAAGCUAUUCUUGGAUAUCCUGAACCCCUGUGGUCACCCAGGACCCUGAGUUGUGCAACACUCAGCCUAUGCUUAAAAAUUUCCCACCUCACCCCGGGAUUCCAUUUCCUCAUCCACAGGGCUGCCUAUAAAGAGCAGGGGAGAUGGCUUCGCAAAGCAGAAGGACGCAGCCAGCAGUGAGUGCCUGCUCCCAUCUCUGCUCUCCUGACAAGCGAGCUCACAGUUCAUCUGCUCAGCAUCAUGAAGGUCUCCGGGGCUGCCCUGGCCGUCCUCCUCUGCACCAUGGCCCUCUGCAGCCAGGUCUUGUCUGCACCAGCUGGUGCCGACACCCCGACCGCCUGCUGCUUCACCUAUGCGGCUCGGCCGAUUCCACGUACAUACAUCGUAGACUAUUUUGAGACCAGCAGCCAGUGUUCCAAGUCUGGUGUCAUCUUCCAAACCAGAAGAGGCCGGCAGGUCUGUGUCAACCCCAGUGAGGACUGGGUCCAGGAAUACGUCGCCGACCUGGAGCUGAAUGCCUGAGUGGCCUGGCAGCUUUGAGGAACCCAGUGACCUCAGUGGACCAACAGGAGGCAGGGGCCUGAGCCUUGGAAACACCCCUGUCACCUCCACAGCUACCUCUCCUGUGGGCUGGUUGUUGCCAGCACCCACACUCUGGGACUCUUCCUAACUUAAAUUUCAGCUUAUUUAUACUAUUUAAUUUUUGUAAUUUAUUUUGAACAUCAUGCUGUGUUUGGGACUAUUUGCUCCAAGAGAUCUCGGGAUACCUUCUUCACCACCCUCCCCUCCCCCUUCACUUGCACUGUGAUUGGUAACAAUUGAGCGACUCAUCAGUUUGUUCUGGGCGGAGGUGGCGCCAAAGCCACCAGACUGACAUAUAUGUAUGAAACGUUUCUGCUCAGUGCUGUGUUCAGCAUGGAGAAAUAAUAAAGAUGCUCUUUUUAAAAAGUAAA
Myotis daubentonii (Daubenton's bat) is the source of this 975-nucleotide messenger RNA. Its product is annotated as C-C motif chemokine 3-like. The record is from RefSeq and is a predicted model, not a curated record. Gene Ontology annotation, molecular function: chemokine activity; CCR chemokine receptor binding. Gene Ontology annotation, cellular component: extracellular region. Gene Ontology annotation, biological process: chemokine-mediated signaling pathway; cell chemotaxis; inflammatory response. Lineage: Eukaryota; Metazoa; Chordata; Mammalia; Chiroptera; Vespertilionidae.